AUGACGGAGCUCGUGAACAGUGACUGUAUGGUCCGCAUUCGAGAGCACCUCUCGACUGGGCUUAACAGGCAGCAGACAGCUGGUGAAGGAAACUACAAUGCAUUCUCCGCAAUCUCCGCCUCUGUUUCGGAUGGAACAUGCGCUGUGAUGAAUUUGGGACAGGAGCUUAGAGGUGGUGAAGGUGGCACUCCCAACCACCGUACUGCCAUCUAG
Molecule: messenger RNA, 213 nt
Organism: Coprinopsis cinerea okayama7#130
Lineage: Eukaryota; Fungi; Basidiomycota; Agaricomycetes; Agaricales; Psathyrellaceae
Exons: 2
Coding region: 1-213 (70 amino acids)
Source: RefSeq, a predicted model, not a curated record